Molecule: messenger RNA, 3236 nt
Organism: Saccostrea cuccullata (small rock oyster)
Lineage: Eukaryota; Metazoa; Mollusca; Bivalvia; Ostreida; Ostreidae
Product: SCY1-like protein 2
Exons: 17
Coding region: 48-2873 (941 amino acids)
Biological process (GO): protein phosphorylation
Molecular function (GO): ATP binding; protein kinase activity
Source: RefSeq, a predicted model, not a curated record
AAUGGCCAUACAGUACACUUCAAUAUGAUUUAGGGUGUAGCUGAGAAAUGGAUGUUUUUAACAAACUCCGCAGUGCAGUCAGCAGUGCUCUUCCUGGAAUUCCCCUUUCUAAAGACUUUGAUGUCUCUAACCACAUCGCCUCGGGUGGACCAGGGCUGUCAUGGAAGAUCUACAAUGCCAUUAAGAGGACCACUAAGCAGGAAGCAGCAGUCUUUGUGUUUGAAAAGAAGCAGUUGGAAAAAUACUCCAAAAGAGACAGAGAAAUGAUUAUUGAGUCAUUGAAGAAAGGUGUUUCACAGCUGACAAGAUUGAGGCACCCCAAGAUUUUGUCUGUCCUUCACCCCCUGGAGGAAUCAAGAGAGGCCCUUGCCUUUGCUACAGAGCCAGUGUUUGCUAGUUUAGCCAAUGUUUUAGGAGAUCACACAAAUGUACCCACUCCUGUCCCCCCAGAACUGGCCGAGUUUAAACUAUUUGAGGUGGAAAUCAAACACGGUGUCCUACAGUUGACAGAGGGACUGGGAUUUCUUCACAAAGAUGCCAAAAUAAUGCACAACAAUGUGUGUCCAUCCAGUAUUAUUAUAAACAAGUAUGGAUCAUGGAAGCUAGCUGGUCUUGACUUUUGUGUUCUAAAUGCCAACCAACAGGACCAAAGUACUUUAUUUCUGUGUAACGAGUGGAGUCCUGACCAGCCCCCUGUGACCCAGCCAGACCUGGAUUACCUGGCCCCAGAGUACUCCCUGACCCACAGCUGUAGUGAGGCCAGUGACAUGUUCUCCCUGGGGGUCCUAAUCUACUGUAUCUACAACCAAGGCAAACCUCUGUACGAGUGUCACGGCCAGCUCUCUCAGUUCAAAAAAUUCACAGAGGAGCUUAGGAAAUUCAGGUCAUCUCUUUUGGGAAGUGUUCCUGACAGUCUUCAACAAUAUGUGAAACUCCUCCUUAACACAGAACCCACAGUCAGACCAGAUCCUAGUCAGUUAAUGAAGGUUGAUUUCUUUGAUGAUGUUGGAACUGUAACUCUGCAAUUUAUGGAUACCUUAUUUCAACGAGACAAUCUGCAGAAAUCUGAGUUCUUCAGAGGCCUUCCCAAAAUCAUGAAAAACCUUCCCAAGAGAGUGAACCUGCAGCGUAUUCUGCCGCCUCUGGUGAAGGAGAGCAUGAACUCGGACAUGGUGCCCUUCACCCUCCCUAGUCUCCUUCUGAUGGCGGACCAGGCGACGGACACAGAGUAUAGAAGUGUUAUAUUCCCCGCCCUUAUUCCUCUACUUAGGAUUAAAGAACCUAUACAGGUAUCACUGAUCUUCAUGCAAAACAUGAAGUUACUGCUGAAAAAGACUCCUAAGAAUGAGAUAACCAGUCACAUUUUACCCAUGAUUCAUCAGUCACUAGAGGCAGAUAACAACUCUCAACUACAGGAUAUGUGUUUGGAUAUUGUGCCAACAUUUGCUGGACUGAUAGAAUUCUCUGCUUUGAAAAAAUCCAUCCUGCCUCGGAUAAAGAAGAUCUGUCUGUCAACUGGAACUCUCUCUGUGCGGAUUAACUGCCUGCUAUGUAUUGGUAAGCUGCUGGAGUACAUGGAUAAAUGGACCGUUCUGGACGACGUCUUCCCACUCCUACCUCAGAUACCCUCCCGUGAGCCUGCCGUCCUAAUGAGCAUCCUGGGAAUUUAUCAGGUGACCAUGUCGCAUGCCAAACGAGGGAUUACUAAGGACAUCCUGGCUACAAAAGUUCUACCAUUCCUGAUACCAGUCAGCAUUGACAGUAAUCUGAAUCUGUCACAGUUCACUGCCUAUAUAACUACAAUCAAGGACAUGAUUAACAAGCUGGAGGCAGAGCAUUCCAGUAAACUAGAACAGAUCGACAAAAUGAGACAAGAACAAAAAACUAUAGAAAUUACGAAAAUAACAGGACAAGAUGAAAAAUCUACCAAAACUGAGGAACCUAAAACUAUGAUGGACCAGUUUUUGAGUGGGUUUGGUGUGGAACAAACUGUCACAAAUAGUAAACAGACUCCUGAGCCAUCUAGAACUCCAACCCCAUCUAAUGCCAAGGACAGCCAAUCUAAAUCUGUCCCAAAGACACUCUCUCUAGAAGAGAAACAGCGAUUAGCUCAGCAACAGGAGCAACAGAGGAGGUUUAAAGAGCAGAAGCCUCUAACAAUGUCUGCCAGCAAAGCUGCACCCUCUGUAUCAAAGUCACAACCCAAAGAUUUAACUGCUUCAUUGAUGAACUCAAACACAAUGGGACAACCAAAGAUGACUGGAGGUCAAGGGCUGAUGGGACAACAAAGUAUGAAUUCAAAUGUUAUGCAGUUUUCUCAUGGUGUGUCUAGUACUAGUGGAUUUCCAAAUUAUUCUGGGAUAGGAUCUGUGGGGCAAUCUCAAAGUUCUUCAGGAAUUCGACCAACAUCAACAACAAACAAUAAACAGUCAUUUGAUUUGUCAGCAUUUGACUCAAUUCUUCCUAGUUCAUCACAACCAAAGGCAACUCUGAAUCAAAUGUCUGGUAUUCAGUCACAAGGAUCUUCAUUUCCUAUGAGCAGUUCAUCAAUGGGUUCAAUGAUGAAUCAGCCUAUGAGACCACAGACUAUGUCAAGCACCAGUAUGAUGCCAGGACAGCCAGGGAUGAUGGGUAACUCGGGAUUCAUGGGACAGCAGAGCAUGAUGGGAAAUCAGGGCAGGAUGGGGAACCAGGGAAUGAUGGGAAACCAGGGAUUUAUGGGACAACAAAAUAUGAUGAGUAAACCCCCCUCUAUGAUGCAGGGACAGUUUAAUAUGCCAUUGAACAGUAUGAAUAUACCCCAGAAUCAAGGAUUUAGUAACUCACAAAGUUCAAAUCUCAGCAGUAAUGAUAUAUCAGAUAUAUUUGGGUAACUUUUGUGAUUUAUUAAUUAGCACAUGUUGAUAAAAGAGAGAUUAAUGCCAAAGUGAAAGAUGUCGUUGCAGCAUCCUUAAAUAUGUAUCUAAAAUCUUGUCAUAUUUUACGUUAACAUUUCAUUAUGAUAGUUAUUUAACAUGUGAAAGAAUCCUUAUUUAUAUUUUUUUUCUUCAACAUUCCACACUAACUUUUUAAACUAUUUAUUUCUUUUUGCAAUGCUUUGUGCAAUAUUAAUAUUAUAUACUUAUAUUCCAUUUUACUGCUUUUAUCAAUGUAAAUGAUGUGAUGAGGUUCGGAUCAUUAUACUAAUGAGAGAAUGCACAUUUCUUAAUGUGCUUGAAAAAUUUUUUGUAUUUUUU